This is a messenger RNA of Cucurbita pepo subsp. pepo (vegetable marrow), 1137 nucleotides long. RefSeq lists its product as uncharacterized. NCBI's taxonomy places the organism in Eukaryota, Viridiplantae, Streptophyta, Magnoliopsida, Cucurbitales, Cucurbitaceae. The record is from RefSeq and is a predicted model, not a curated record.
UUUUGCAGAUCUUACACGUUUUGCGCAGAUAGAGCUUUGAGUUCGUACUCCAAUAUUACGUUCCUUCUGAUCCCAUUAUAAGUACCCAUUACCCAACUCACCAACUUCAUUCCAUUCUCCCCUGUUUUUUUUUCUCUUUCCCUCAAUUUUAAAUUAAUAAACCUUCUGGAAUUCAUUUUCUCUCCCGCAUUAACCCUCUUCGCUGAUCUGGAAAACGUCACGUCCUUUCUUCAGAACCGAGAUUCUUAACGUGCGUCGUGGAGAGGGUAAUCAAGGAUACCGUCAGUCCUCACACUUCUUUACUCAAUUUUUCAUAAUCUCCUUCCUCUCCUCUCUUUCAUACCCUAAAACCACUGCUCUUCUCCUUAAAAAACUACACCACUUGGAAUUGUUUACUUGGGAGAUUAGAUAGCUACAAACAAAAUGGGGAACUGCCAGGCGGCGGAGGCGGCGACGGUGGUCAUUCAACACCCUGGGAUUAAUCCCAAAAUCGAGAGGAUUUAUUGGUCCGUAAGUGCACACCAGAUCAUGAACACCAACCCUGGCCAUUACGUUGCGCUGGUUGUUACCUCGUCCACUUUGAAGACCCAAAAUGGUACCCCGAUUAAGCAGCUCAAACUCCUCCGCCCUGAUGACACGCUUCUUAUCGGCCAUGUCUAUCGUCUCAUCACCUUCGAGGAUGUAUUGAAGGAGUUUGCUGCAAAGAAAUGCGUGAAACUGGGGAAAUUGCUUAAAGAGGGAGGAGCACUCUCGAAAAAGGACACAGAUUCUGCUUCAAAUCCAAAUUCAAAUUCUAAAUCCCAAAAUUACAUGAAGGCGGAGCAGGAGGGGGGCCGUCGCCUGGAAAACAGAGACGCCGGCAGCAGCAGUGGAGGAAGAGGCGGAGGAGGACACAGAGGCAUGGGUAGGCAUUACGGUGGUGGGGGUCAAUGGCGGCCAGCCUUACAGAGCAUUGCAGAAGUUGGAAUUAAUUGAAGAAUUAAAAAAAAAGAAAAAGAAAAAGAAUAAUUAGCGGGUGAAGUUGGCGUCCAAAUCCAAUCUCUAUCUUUAUACAUUAAUAUUUUAAUUUCGUCCAAAGUUUGUACCCUUUUUUCAUUUGGAAAUUAGUGUACGGAGCUUAAUUAUUCGUAAUCACCA